AUGGAUUUAAGUGUGGAGGAAAAACUUAGAAUUGUUAGCAGUUUCUUGCUUGAUAGCCCUCCUGGCGAAGUCAGUGAAGUCUAUAGUGGCAAGUUUUGGUUCUGCGUUCUCAUACCCGAUGUUAGCGUCUUAUUGAAUAAUAAUUCGGUUUUUCAGGAAGGACUCCUGGACGCGUUACGACAAUACAAUAUUGAACAAUAUGUAACAGUAAUUCUUCCAGAACAAGAAUCUAAGGUCAUAUUAUCGAAAUAUGGACAGCUCGAAAACGAUCGGUUCUUCGACCCAAAAUCACAUAAAACAUUUAAAGUUGAUCAUAUGAGUCAAGAUGUAAUCGAGGUCGAACCUGAACCUCAAACCCCUGACGAAACAACAGAACCAUUAAGAUCUGCAGUUGAAACAGCAAUUUCAGAAUAUGUAGCAGAUCAUUAUCCUAAGGGCGCCUCAGCCACUUACUCUACAGGAGAAACAAUAACCAUUGCAAUCGUGGAUGAUAAAUUCAACCCAAAGAACCUCUGGAAUGGUAGAUGGCGGUCGACUUGGGUCAUCUCACCUGAAUCCGGUGAAAUAAAAGGAUCGAUCAAAAUCAAUGUCCACUAUUACGAAGAUGGAAACGUACAGUUGAAUUCUACAAAGGAUAUUGAAAUAACCUCUUCACCAGUGAAUUCAGAAGACCUUGCCGCGUCAGCUGCCGCUUAUUCUAAAUCAAUUUGCAAGGCUGAAAACGAAUUUCAAAAUGCAUUGAAUGAAUCUUAUGUUGAAUUAUCAGAAAACACAUUUAAGGGAUUGAGACGUGCUCUUCCAUUAACGCGUCAUAAGAUCGAUUGGGACAAGAUCUCCAAUUACAAGAUUGGCCAGGAGCUUGCGAACAAAUCUUAA
Molecule: messenger RNA, 876 nt
Organism: Dentiscutata erythropus
Lineage: Eukaryota; Fungi; Glomeromycota; Glomeromycetes; Diversisporales; Gigasporaceae
Source: the annotation of a GenBank genome assembly